AUGUCGGACGACGAUUUUAUGCUCGAAGAUGAAGACUAUAACUUUGAUUACGAAGACGACGAGCAGGAAGAACCUGAUGUUGAUCUAGAGAACAAAUAUUAUGCAGCAAAAGCUCGAAAAGAAGACGAUCCGAUAGGGGCGAUUAAAGAAUUUCAGAGCGUGGUGGAGACCGAGCAGGAGAAAGGCGAUUGGGGUUUUAAGGCGCUCAAACAAAUGUCCAAGUUAUCUUUUAAAGCUGGAGACUAUGAAUCGACACUCAAAUAUUACAAACAACUUCUUUCCUAUACGAAAUCAGCCGUGACGCGGAAUUACAGUGAAAAGAGUAUUAAUAAUAUAUUGGACUUUAUUUCCUCUUCCCAAGAUAUGACCUUUAUGGAAGAAUUCUAUUCGACAACUCUGAGUGCAUUAGAAGAAGCCAAAAAUGAGAGACUAUGGGUGAAAACAAAUUUGAAGUUGGCUAAACUUUGGCUUGACCGAAAAGAAUACACUCGACUGAAUAAAAUUCUGCGUCAACUACAUGCAUCUUGUCAAAAAGAUGAUGGAACUGACGACCAGCGUAAGGGAACACAUUUGUUGGAAAUUUUUGCACUUGAGAUCCAAAUGUACACGGAGACUAAAAAUAACAAAAAGUUAAAGGCCUUAUAUCAACAAUGUCUUCACGUUAAAUCUGCUAUCCCACAUCCACGUAUAAUGGGUGUUAUUCGUGAAUGUGGCGGCAAGAUGCACAUGGGAGAGAAGGAGUGGGAUAAAGCACAAACUGAUUUCUUCGAAUCUUUCAAGAAUUAUGAUGAAGCAGGAAGUCCUCAGCGCAUACAAGUACUGAAGUACCUUGUGCUUGCCAAUAUGUUGACCGAAUCACAAAUCAACCCGUUUGAUUCGCAAGAAACAAAACCGUACAAGAAUGAUCCGCAGAUUGUUGCCAUGACUAAUCUUGUCAGUGCAUACCAACGCAAGGAAAUCAGAGAGUUUGAAAAAAUUCUUAGAGAUAAUCGUGCUACUAUAAUGGAUGAUCCUUUUAUUCGAACCUAUAUCGACGACGUUCUCAAGAACAUUCGAACACAAGUUCUUCUUCGUCUUAUUAAACCUUAUACGCGAAUUGAGAUUCCUUUUGUAUCUAAACAACUUAAUAUACCAGCACAAGACGUUGAAGACCUUCUUGUCGGACUCGUUCUCGAUCAAAAAAUCAAGGGUCGUAUUGAUCAAGUGAAUCAGCGGUUAGAAUUAUACAGGCAGUCUUCCGACACUGAACGGUACAAUGCCAUCGAUAAAUGGUCAAAUAAUGUGUCUACUUUGUACAAGACGUGCAUAAACAGAGUCAAUUGA
Acaulospora morrowiae is the source of this 1323-nucleotide messenger RNA. Lineage: Eukaryota; Fungi; Glomeromycota; Glomeromycetes; Diversisporales; Acaulosporaceae. The record is from the annotation of a GenBank genome assembly.